AUCCAUCUGACGCUUGACAGACAUUCUCCACAUGCUUAGAGGAGGAGUUUCUUCAUGAUUCUCACCUUAAGAAUGACAGAAAAUGAGAAAGAACCGAGACCAGAGAAACACCAACAACAAGAUGUCCAGAAAUGUGGAGGUGAUCAUUAACAACGCAGCUCAGAAUGAUCAGACCGACGCUCCCGUUCACAUCACAGAGUCCAAGCCCGGAGAGCAUCCCGGAGUCAAGGGAUUCUUGAUGAUAUGUCCGGCCGUACUGGGGUGGCUGGAGAUUCUGACCGGUUUCGUGAUUUUUGGACUCGUCUUUUGGAUUUACACUCUCUGGCUGUUAAUACCGGCUUGCGUUUUAAUUUUAAUAGGAGUUAUAACAGCUACAGCUGCAUGUACCCACAAUCCCUGUCUGGUGAUCACUUCUCAGGUGCUGAAUCUGCUCAAUAUCUGCAAUGUGGUGGCAGCCAUCAUUCUGUUUUUCGUCACCGUCUUCAUAGAGAUUCUUAAAGAUGCGUUGUUUGAAGCUGUUCUGCGUGCCCAUUUACUGACUAGUCGUUCAGUGAGUUCCAAUUCUCAGACCGCAAACAUCAUCUUCAUCGCCUGUAAUGUUCUGGCGCUCAUUCUCUCUCUUCUCAUCAUCGGGACGUCGUGCUGCUGGUGUAGAUCGAGAAAGCGUCUGGUGGUGAUUCAUAUGAGUUCAGCUUCAGCUGCAGAAGGCGGUGAUGAGGUGGAUUAUCCGUGUCUAGAACCUUCACCACCAGCCUAUAGUCCAGUCCCGUCUUCAGAUCCGCCGGCUUAUGAGGAGGAACGACGCUCGACGCUCUCUGGAGUUUCUAGUCAGAGGUGGGCCAUGAGAAAAUGGAAAGAAGAACUGCAGCGCAGCAGAAAACCCAUCCAAGUCUGACCUGGGUCGUUUAUUUCCAGAUCAGUCUGAUUUCCAUGCUCUAAACUAGAGCUUUAAUGACCUGCGUUUUAUUUGAUCUCUUGUCGUGUUCCCAGGGCUCAGUUUAGAGCUCUUAUCAUAACACUAUUUUUCACUUGCAUCAGACGCCCAUCCAUCAAUCUGACGCACAUAUAGAGAACAUUCACUGGUGGAUGUCUCAGAACUUUCUAGAAGACAUUGGAACUUGUUUUCUGAAAUGAUGCACAUUAGAUUUUUUUGUGAUUCUUUUUUUUUUUUUUUUUUUUU
Messenger RNA from Labeo rohita (rohu), 1180 nucleotides. RefSeq lists its product as uncharacterized. Lineage: Eukaryota; Metazoa; Chordata; Actinopteri; Cypriniformes; Cyprinidae. The record is from RefSeq and is a predicted model, not a curated record. The coding region runs from base 83 to 895 and encodes 270 amino acids. The transcript has 8 exons.